ACAAUCAAUCCGCUCUCCCAACCCACAAAAUCGCCAAAUCAAACAACCAAACAGACAAAACCCCGCCGCCCGCACUCCACAAUGGUGAAAUCUCAAUCUCCCACUUCCUCCUCCAACUCCUCCUCCGCCGCCACCACCACUAUCUCUGGCGGCCAGAAACGCAGAAACCAGAAGCAGUUCAAAGGAGUAAGAAUGCGAAGCUGGGGCUCAUGGGUCUCCGAAAUCAGAGCCCCAAAUCAAAAGACUCGCAUUUGGCUCGGCUCUUACUCCACCCCUGAAGCCGCCGCCAGGGCUUACGACGCCGCACUUCUCUGCCUCAAAGGCUCCUCCGCCUCCCUCAACUUUCCCCUCUCCUCCCCUCACCAACCCCCUUCCUCCCUCCUCUCCCCCAAAUCCAUUCAACGCAUCGCCGCCGCCGCCGCCGCCACCACCGCCGCCUCCGCCGUUGCAGAGGAUGAAAUAUCGUCAUCACCUCCACCGGCGGAUAGUUUGGUGGACUUCGGAGCUUUCCAGUCGCCUAAAUGCUUCAUGGAUCCGACUUGGAACCCGUUUGGGUUCUUCACUCCUUUACAUCAAGCAGAGGAGUUUGAUGAGAUUGGGGAUCUUAGUCUCUGGAGCUUCUGCUAAUGGUUUCCUUAAUUACGGAUUAGUAAAUUUCAUUAUUUUUUUUUUAAUUCUUAAGAGCAAGAGACUGACUUUGCAGUAUGGGAGGAAAUAGUUUGGUGUCAAUGGAGCUGCUGAAAUUUGGGGGACUAGUUCCUUUGGGGGUUACUUUUUGAGGGUGGUUUAAUUGUCAUGAUUCAUUCGGUGAUUUAGGUAUAUUUGUAAUAGUUUUACUUGAGAGAGUAAUAUAGAGGGUUUAUUGUCAUAAUAGUAGAAAUAAGGAGUGGAAGAUGAACUUGGUGCUCAUUUGUUCAGGCUGCUUUGUUUUGUUUUGUUUAAUUAUGCAGGAUUUGGGGGAAUGGAAGGAUUUU
Messenger RNA from Phalaenopsis equestris, 974 nucleotides. Its product is annotated as ethylene-responsive transcription factor ERF012-like. Gene Ontology annotation, biological process: regulation of DNA-templated transcription. The transcript has a single exon. The record is from RefSeq and is a predicted model, not a curated record. Lineage: Eukaryota; Viridiplantae; Streptophyta; Magnoliopsida; Asparagales; Orchidaceae. Gene Ontology annotation, molecular function: DNA-binding transcription factor activity; DNA binding. Bases 82 to 627 code for a protein of 181 amino acids.